AAAAGCGAUCUUGGGCCAGGGGCCAUAUCAGAAGUAAGAAGAUUUUCUUUUUAUCACCUUCGUGUUCUAUUCUGAAUAUGGAAGAUGCAAAAGGCAAGAAGUGUAAGUCCAAAAAGAAGUCAGGGGGGAAGAAAAUGGCUUCCAAAUUCCAACCAGUAAAAGCUGAAGAGGAACAUCAGGCUGCUGGUGAAUCAAGUACAGAAAGAACCUCAGGGAAGGAAAACAAACGGAAAAGGUCUAAGAAAGAUGACAAAGCAUCCCAUCCACAAGAGAUGGCACAAGACAAUGAGAGAGUCAGAAUUCGGAAGAAGAUACCAAUUCCUCCGUUGCCCCUUAAAUUGCCACCAGUUGACGUGCUUCACCGAGAUAUCGUGAGGGCUUGGUGCCAGCAGUUAAAGCUGAGCACCAAGGGCUUGAAAGUGGAAGCGUAUAAGAGGCUGUGUGAAUAUGCUUACCCUAAUCAAACGUAUAUUCCUGUCUCCUCAAGGGAGGCCAGGGUGUUGACAGAAUCUAAAAGGAAAUUGAAGAUGGAAAAGGAGGGAAUAACUCUGGAAAGUUUUGGUCUUCCUGAAGUGACUGCUCCCCCUGAGGAGGGGGUGCCCUAUCUUGGAGGGGCUACUGCUCUCCUUGAGGGAAUGGACAGUGCUGUCGUGACAACUUCCACGCCAGAAGCUGUGUUUGCCUCCUGGAGCAGAAUCGCAGCCAGUGCUGGGCAGAUGGAGACACUACAGUCACCACAAGAGGCCUCUGGUGUUAGGUGGUGUGUGGUCCAUGGGCGAAGUCUCCCUGCAGACACAGAAGGUUGGGUUAAGCUACAGUUUUAUGCUGGGCAAGCCUGGGUUCCUGAAAAACGAGGGAAAGUGUGUGCACUCUUCUUGCUACCUACCUGCAGCCUUCCACCCCCGCACCUGGAGGACAAUAUGUUGUGCCCCAAAUGUGUUCAUAGGAACAAGGUAUUGAUGAAGAGCCUCCAGUGAGAUUAUAAUGCCAAGAAAAAGAGUACAGGUACGAUUGUAAUUAGCAGUAGAAAGGUGACUACGAUGAACUCCACAGUGCCACUGAUAUUGAACUCCAGGCUGCUCGGACACCCUCCAUGCUUCCUGCUCACGGGGCCCACAGACUGGCGGGAACGGGUGUUACCUUCAGACUCCCAACAUGCCUGCCACUUCAUUGCUGGGAUAUAGACGUUUACAUUUUAAAAUGGAAAAAAAAUCAUUUAAAAAAUUAUCAUUCAUCACAGUGAAUAAGAUGAAAAAGUCACACCAUCAAACCACUAUCCUUCUGAAUCAGAAGUGACCACCGCAGCAGCUCCUCUACGGUG
Phyllostomus discolor (pale spear-nosed bat) is the source of this 1321-nucleotide messenger RNA. RefSeq names its product developmental pluripotency associated 4 (gene DPPA4). Gene Ontology annotation, molecular function: chromatin binding. Lineage: Eukaryota; Metazoa; Chordata; Mammalia; Chiroptera; Phyllostomidae. The transcript has 7 exons. The record is from RefSeq and is a predicted model, not a curated record. Gene Ontology annotation, biological process: system development. Bases 78 to 977 code for a protein of 299 amino acids. Gene Ontology annotation, cellular component: nucleus.